GUGGCAACAUGACGCAUCAUUGACAAAUAUUUAAGUUAUAAUCCACAGAUUAGUGUGAAACUGCCGCAUUUGUUGUCUGACCCCAAAAGGCAACACAUUCCAACAGAGAGCACAAGAAAACAACAUUGAUAUUGGCGCAUCUUACAUUUGGUUGUGAUGUUGUUUCUUUUUGUGGCUUCUGCCCUGAUAGUUGGUGGAACAUCCGUAACCAUCCAACUAAAUGCUUCACAGAAAGCUCUAUGCGAUUCUUGUGGCUACCUAGUAGGACCAACAUGCUGUUCGUAUUAUGUUUGUGAUGCAUUUCUCAACAUUGCCACAUUAAAAGUGUGUCCAGAACCUCUUGUAUGGAACCAGGAAGAGUUGAUUUGUGACUGGGAUUACAAUGUAAGACCUGAAUGUCAAAAUGAUGCAGCAUGUUAUGCGGCUGGUGAAUUCAUUAACACCACGUGUCCAGAUGCUUUGGUUAAUUCUUUAGAUCCUACCAAACAGUGUUGCCAGAAUUUGGUUGUCUACACUAAGAUAGGUAGCAAUACAUAUCAAGUUGACGGUGAACCGAUUGAAGAAUGUGCUGCAGGUCAAAUUUUUACUCUUGAUGGUUGUUAUUGUGAAUAUCCAUGGGGGGCACCACGUACAUUACCAACUUUAUACUGGCCAUUUUCAAAUGGAUUUGUGGAAGUGCAUCAGAACGUGUAUACAGACUCAGGUAGUGCUGCCCUUAAUAAUCUAACAGGAAAACGUGAUGACUAUGUGAGCUUUACUGGUGGAGAGGCACCAAUACAUCUUCCAGCUUUUGUAAAUGGUGCACUUGGAUCAAAGGUGACUUUGAUAUUCUUCGGGAGAUUUUACGACUCUGGCCCCUGGGUAUGGUCAGAUGACUGGGCCUUAUAUGGCAGACGAAGAGGAAUCGGCAGCAGAAGGAAAAGACAGCUUGGAUUAGGUGGUAUUCAGCCUCUUGGUGGAGGAGGAGAGGAGGACGAAGAAUUUGAUUUUUCAGAUUUGGAUGGCAGCAUUGUUGCUACUAAAGACGAUGAUGACUCGUUGCGAACGUUAGCUGGCGGGAGUCCAAGAUGGAAGCUGUAUGGUGUUACAUGGUGUGAUGGCGUGCGUACUGUCUACAUAAAUAACAGAAUUAUUGGAUCUUUUACAUCAUUUAGCAAUGUUGAUGUUCAGUUGGGAAAAAGUGGUCUGAACUUUGGAGGACAGGGAUUUGAGGCAGAUAUGGAUGAGAUUCUCAUUGCUCCAUGGUGUUUCGAACACAGUGAAAUUAAACAGUUUUGGUCAGAUGGAACUAUUCCACAGCAACCUAUCCCUGAGAUCUAUCAGGGGGCGCAGGGGAAAUAAACACCAGAAUCAGGAAUAGAAUCAUGGAACUCUUUGCUGAACAAAUACUACGCACAAAAUAUAACUUGUGAACUAAUUUUCAAAAGUGUUAUCUUGAGAAUAAUGAUAUAUAAGGAAAUAUUUCUGCAUAGCAUUUGUGUAGCAAAUGUGAACUUAGAACCUCCGAGCGGACAUGAACUGAAACAACAUCUCAAUACUAGUAAAAGGACUUCAACUUUAUCUUAAAUGUGAAAUGUGAUACUUGGUACUGACAUAGGGUCAGAGUCAGUACUGACUUUCACAUACACAAUCAUAUCUAAUCUGCUUUUGUUAUAUUACUGGAAGGCAAAAACAUUAACUCAAAUGGACAGGACUUGAUCAGAUGACAUUCAGUAAUAUAAUUAUUUCAGAUUUGGUAUUAGGUUUUUCCAAAUUUUUCAAUAGCCUACUAAUUUUCAUGUGUAUUAAUAAAUGAUAUAUGAGCAUAGCCAA
Messenger RNA from Owenia fusiformis, 1812 nucleotides. Lineage: Eukaryota; Metazoa; Annelida; Polychaeta; Sabellida; Oweniidae. The record is from the annotation of a GenBank genome assembly.